Messenger RNA from Nicotiana tabacum (common tobacco), 771 nucleotides. The record is from RefSeq and is a predicted model, not a curated record. NCBI's taxonomy places the organism in Eukaryota, Viridiplantae, Streptophyta, Magnoliopsida, Solanales, Solanaceae.
AUGAACAAUGGAGGUAAAGCGGAAAGUGAAAAAGAAAAAGAGAAUACAGUUUAUGAUGAUAGGAAAGAAAGAGCUAGUACUGAUGAUUUUGGUCGAGCAAUAUCGAGAACUGCAGCUGCACAGAUAUGCGAAAAUAUUGGAUUUGAGGGCUUUAAUGAAUCAGCUCUUGAAUCAUUUGCUGAUAUUACGGUUAAGUACCUUUGUGAUUUAGGUGCAUCAAAGGUGAAACAUUGUGGAUUGGAUUCUCGAACUAUUAAGGGGAUUGUUGAGUUUGUGAAAUCAGCUCAAGAGAUUCCAUUUUUGCAACCUCUUCCAUGUUUUCCAGUGAUUGAAGAUAAAAGGAAUAUACCCAGUUUUAUACAAAUGAAUGAAACUACAUCGUUUAAGCACAUACCUUUAUUGCUGCCUGCAUUUCCUGAUCGGCAUACUUAUGUACGCACCUCUACAUGGAACGAGAGAGCUUGUGAUCCCCGAACUGAUAAAGUUAAGUUAGCAAGGCAGCGAAGGAAGGCGGAAAGGUCUUUGUUGAAUUUGCAGCAACGAUUGGUGUGCAACGGUUCAACAGAGGUAUCAGCUUCCAAUGAACCAGAUGAUGUUAGGAUUGAAUCAAGUGUUAAUGCAAGUGGAAACGCAUUUGUUGCAGUGUCUUCAGAAGCUGGAGAAAAAGACAUGGCUGCAGUUUCCCUCGCAGCUAAACUUUCCAAUGAAACGGACAAAAACCAUGUUUCUUUGCCGGAUAUUUAUUCUCCUGCAAAGGCCAUUGAAGGAUGA